This is a messenger RNA of Sipha flava (yellow sugarcane aphid), 3451 nucleotides long. RefSeq names its product leukocyte receptor cluster member 8 homolog. Gene Ontology annotation, cellular component: nucleus. The transcript has 15 exons. Bases 285 to 2441 code for a protein of 718 amino acids. Lineage: Eukaryota; Metazoa; Arthropoda; Insecta; Hemiptera; Aphididae. The record is from RefSeq and is a predicted model, not a curated record.
CGUCACUACUGUUUUACAGUUUAUUACGGGGAAGUUUAUCGAAGUGAGCUGCUCUGUAAAUUACAAGUUAGAUAAUCUAAUUUUUCAUUCUUAUACUUAUAGUUGUGCUGACGAGUGGUCUUAUUUCUUAAAUUGUUUAACUUGUAAUAUCUGAUAUCUAUUGUAACAGUCUGUGGUUUUAUCAUUGACAAUUUUGAUUCUUUUUUUUUUGUUGUUAUUUUUCAGUCGUUAACAGAAAUUUUAUACGCGGCAGAAACAAACGAAUUUUUCGAUUACAGUGAGUUAUGGCUGAUCAGAAUCAAAAUCAGGGAACUCCUGGAACUCCAUAUUCUAAUUGGUCUCAAUCAAUGAAUUGGUCUUAUGGGAAUUAUAAUGCUGGAUCGCAAAUGUAUAAUAUGAAUGCGUUUUAUACAGCACAGUGUUACAAUCAGCAAGGGUACCAAAAUUUUCCAAGUCAAUCUUUAAGUUUUAGUUACAAACCAUUUGUUAAUGGAAAUGAUUCGACUUCUGUUGUACAAGGAAAUGGUUUAUCUGGAAAUUCACCUCCUCUGCCUAAUGGACCAGCUCCUUCGCAACCGCCUACACCACAAUUUGAUAGUGAAGAUUUGGACAAACUUCCUCCUUUACCACCAGGUUCUCCUCCACCUGUUCCAGGAAUAUGUGAUGUACCUUUACCACCACAACCAAAUUUAUCUUCUUUACCUCCUAUGCCCCAAACAAAAAGUGGCAGAAAAAAAUGGCGGAAAAAGCAAAGGAACUUAAUGGAAGCAGCAAUGGCUAACCAAUCAACUCAAGUUGCCCCAACUAUAUAUCCGAGCAUACAUUUUGUUCCAGCUGUUCCUAUUUUACAACCCCCUCCAACUCCAAAACCAAUGGUAAGUUCUUCAUAUUCAUUUACUCCAAUAGUUCCCAGCAAUCCUCAACCACAACCAUUACCCAAACCUUCAAUGGAAAUGAUUCCAACUGUUCAAAAAAAACAAAAUGGAUUCGAUUUGCCUGAUAAUUGUCCUACGAGUUUGAGAGAUUACAUUAAAAAAUGUCAAGAUAAAUGUGUAAAUAAAAUAGACAGAGAUAGAAUGGAUAUUAUAUUAAAAGGAAAAGUUACAAAUGCAAAUCAUGAUGGAUCAUUGUGGAUCAAAGAUUGGUCCAAAGAACCAAUGCCAAUGUUGCUAAGUGAAAAUAUUACCAUUAACCAAAAUCAUGAAAAUGGCAAGAAUAAAAAUUCUAUUAUUAAAAUUGCGUUCAAAAAAUCCACAAAUAACUAUGUAAAUUGCUACUUUACUUCCAAAUUCAAAUCCUGUUUGCCAUCACCAAGUACUUCUAAUGAAUCUAAUAAUGAUACAAUUAAAAAGAAUAAUAGUCCACUACGUGAUAAUAAAAAACAAAAUAGUGAUGAUUUUAUUCCAUUAUCUGUCUGCAGCGAUGAAAGUAAUAGUAAAAAGAGUAAAUUUACAAAUAAGAAUAAAAAAUUAUAUAAUGAAGAUGCUCAUAUCUAUCAGAAAUAUGGUUCUGUUGAUUCUAAACCUAAUUAUGAUAAACAUUUGCUUACUAAACGUGCUGCACGUUUUUCAGCUCAAGGAAGUCCAAAAAAAAAGCCUCGACAAAUGCUAAAAAUGGAUUACCAUACUCAGAAAUCAUUCAUUGAUGAUGAUGAAUUUCAUAUCGAUUCUUGUCAUAUUGUAGGAACAUGUAUUGAUUUAGAAAAAAAAUAUUUAAGAUUAACUGCAGCACCGGAUGCUGAUGCUGUAAGACCUCUAAGAAUUUUGAUAAAAUCAUUACAACAUGUUAAGUCUAAAUGGAUGAGUGAUGGUGACUAUCUGUUUGCAUGCGAUCAAUUGAAGUCAAUUCGACAAGAUUUAACUGUUCAGGGUAUUAGAGAUCCAUUUACAGUUGAAGUUUAUGAAACACAUGCUAGGAUUGCUUUAGAAAAAAGUGAUAUGGGAGAAUUUAAUCAAUGUCAGACUCAAUUAUGUGAUUUAUAUGAGGAACUAAAAGAUAAUCCUUCUGCUCAAAAGCAUAGAAAUGAAUUCCUCUGUUAUAGUAUACUGUAUUGUAUAUACACAAGAGCUAUAUGUGAAUUAAACAAUAUCAUAUUGUAUAUUAAAGAGCUUGAUAUCAAAGACAAUUGUGUAGAUUUUGCAUUGAAAACCAAAGAUGCAUGGUGGUUAGGAAACCAUAUUCAGCUGUUUUCAUUAUACAAAGUUGCUCCUAAAAUGGCUCCAUACUUAAUGGAUAUGUUUCUGACUAGAGAACGCAAUAACUUCUAUUUGGCUAUUGCCAAAUCUUACCGUCCAACUAUUCCAAUCUCGACCAUUCAAGAUCAAAUGGCAUUCGUUAAGCGCGAAGAUUGUAUGGCUUUUCUUAAGGCUGCUGGUGCAGUAUUUUCUUCCAAUAACGAGAACAUCGACUGCAAAGCAAGCUGCGGUUCAACCGAAGCUUGACUUUCAGAAUGGUUUCGUUUCUAUACCUACCUAAUUGCAUAUACAUAUGUAUAUAUCUAACAUAUGAAAAGUCUUCGAUGAUUUGUCAUCAUAGAAAAGAACCACGAUGGGCCACAAAUUGUAAUUCUACUUCUAUAUAAAUCUGACUACAUCUAUAAAGUCAUUUUAAACCAAAAAUAAGUUAGGUAUGUUAGUCAUGGAGACUAGCAUAUUUUUUUGAACAAAAUUCACUCCAAUGGAUCAUUUUUUAGCCUUGUUAUGGGCUGUGCAACUUCAUUUUCCACAAAUGUUUGCCUUUUUUUUAUAUUUUAUUUUUUUUUUUUUGUUUGAUCGAUCAUCAUUGUUUUGAUCUUCAUCAUUCUAAUGGCGACAAGUUUUGAAGAAGAGACAAUUGUUUGAAAUUUUUUAUGUACACCCAAUUAUUUAUUCUGCCAUGAGUGAAUAAUAGCUAUUCAAACUCUUAUUUACCCAAGUCUAGUCACUCCAAGAAAAUUUCACACAUCUUAAAAUUGGGGAAAAUAUUCUUGUUGGAGGAUCAAAUAUACUACAUUUACUUGAAAAUAUGCAGUUGUUCAUGUACCAAAGCUUGAAUUAGGUAAGUAGGUACUUUAGUGCUGAAUUCUCUGAAAAUCGUACCUAUGGAUGUCGGAAGAAAGUGUCACAACCAUCAAAUGCAUCAUGGAUCAAUUGUAAAGUGAAGUAAUUGACUACAAUAGUGCAUUUGUUUUGUAUUUAAUGUAACUUGCACAAUGAAAAUACCUUAUUCCAAGUAUUUCUUUGUUAUAUCUAAUUUCUCAGUCCAGUUUUAUUAUAAUAACCUCACAUUGUUCUGAUAAAUGAUAAUAUAAAUUAUGGAUCUCAUUCAAGGAUAAUCUAUUGAUCUAUACAUGGCAAUUUCUGAAACAUGCUAUAUAUAAGUUCAAUUACUAAAAAUGAUAUUCCAAUAUUAUUGAAUUUUACAAAUUGAAUCAAAGUGAUUAUUCGUCAUCCAUAGAAGAUGGGCAAUAUUU